AGGACCCCUUAACUCAAAUCCAUCCGCCAGAUAAUAUUCCUAUUAUUUCCUAAGGGAGGAGACGAGUCGCCUGGAAAAGAGGGGAGCUGAUUUUUUAGGGUUCUUUCUUCGGCUCUGAGGAACUUGGGGCUCGGUGGCAGGGUCUAACUGGGCCGCGGGAGGUGGGGCCGACGGAACUACUUUCAGCAGCGUACGGACACGGCGGCUACGUAGGCAGUGAUGAGUGACGCAACAGACGCCGCAUAAAUUUCAGCCCCGCGGAGCCGCGAGCGUUCAGGAGCGGCUGGUGUUGUGGGGUGUUGGUGUCUUGCUGUCCGGGUGACUCGACGUGAUUGCGUCCAGUGUCUUUGCGUUCCCUAACAGGUCAAAAUGCAGAUCUUUGUGAAGACCCUGACCGGCAAGACCAUCACCCUGGAGGUGGAGCCCAGUGACACCAUCGAAAAUGUGAAGGCCAAGAUCCAAGAUAAAGAGGGCAUCCCCCCUGACCAGCAGAGGCUUAUCUUUGCUGGCAAGCAGCUGGAAGAUGGCCGCACUCUUUCUGAUUACAACAUCCAGAAAGAGUCAACUCUCCACCUGGUUCUCCGUCUCAGGGGUGGCUGUUAAUUCUUCAGUUUUGAAUUCAUAGUGCCCAAUGAUGGCAUUGCUCUGCACUAUAGCCAUUUGCCCCAAUUUAAGUUUAGAAAUUACCAGUUUCAGUAAUAGCUGAAUCACUGGUUUUCUCAAUAGCUGUUCAAAAUGUUAAUAAAAGUUUUGUUGCAUGGUAGCAUA
Molecule: messenger RNA, 768 nt
Organism: Odobenus rosmarus divergens (Pacific walrus)
Lineage: Eukaryota; Metazoa; Chordata; Mammalia; Carnivora; Odobenidae
Product: ubiquitin-40S ribosomal protein S27a-like
Exons: 2
Coding region: 370-603 (77 amino acids)
Biological process (GO): protein ubiquitination; modification-dependent protein catabolic process
Cellular component (GO): cytoplasm; nucleus
Molecular function (GO): ubiquitin protein ligase binding; protein tag activity
Source: RefSeq, a predicted model, not a curated record